GUCGGGGCCGCUGACGUGUGCAGGGAGGACUUCAGGCUCUGAGCUCAGGAAUCAUCCUGGUGGUGCUAAGGGACUGACUAUACGGGAUGCUGAAUUUUAAACCUGGGCUGCUGGAAUUUGAAUGAAUAAUUGACUGACCAGCAUCAUUUUACCAUUUGGAAUGAGUUAUCAGAAAUGGGCACGGUGCUUUUAGAUCCAACAUGUAACAGAUGGCUGUUACUCCAUGGUGAUUAUUUCUUCAAGCCAGCAGUUUUUUGAUUGUAUAGGAUCUUUGUCUUUUCAUCUCUGAAUUGCACUUGUUGGCAAGUAAAAUAAAAAGAGUUCAUGUAGUUUUUGCCCACGCUUGAGUCAUCAUGAGUAGUAGCUUAGGAAAAGAAAAAGACUCUAAAGAAAAAGAUCCCAAAGUACCCUCAGCCAAGGAAAGAGAAAAGGAGGCCAAAGCCUCUGGUGGUUUUGGGAAAGAGAGCAAAGAAAAAGAACCUAAGACCAAAGGGAAAGAUGCCAAAGACGGUAAGAAGGACUCAAGUGCUAUCCAACCAGGGGUUGCUUUUUCUGUGGACAAUACGAUCAAACGGCCAAAUCCAGCACCUGGAACUAGAAAGAAAUCUAGUAAUGCAGAGGUAAUUAAAGAGCUCAACAAAUGCCGGGAAGAGAAUUCAAUGCGUUUGGAUUUAUCCAAGAGGUCUAUACACAUAUUGCCAUCAUCAAUCAAAGAGUUGACUCAAUUAACAGAACUUUAUUUAUAUAGCAACAAAUUGCAGUCCCUGCCAGCAGAAGUGGGCUGUCUAGUAAAUCUCAUGACACUGGCUUUAAGUGAAAAUUCGCUUACCAGUUUGCCUGAUUCUCUUGAUAACUUGAAGAAGCUGCGAAUGCUUGAUUUAAGGCAUAAUAAACUGAGAGAAAUUCCUUCAGUGGUAUAUAGGCUAGAUUCUCUCACCACUCUUUACCUUCGCUUUAAUCGUAUAACUACUGUGGAGAAGGACAUCAAAAACCUGUCAAAACUCAGCACGCUUAGCAUUCGAGAGAACAAAAUCAAACAACUACCUGCUGAAAUUGGUGAAUUGUGUAACCUCAUUACUCUGGAUGUAGCUCACAAUCAACUUGAACACCUUCCAAAGGAGAUUGGAAACUGCAUACAGAUAACCAACCUUGACUUGCAGCAUAAUGAGCUGUUGGACCUCCCAGAUACUAUAGGAAACCUAUCUAGCUUAAAUCGUCUUGGUCUGAGAUAUAACAGAUUGUCAGCAAUACCCAGAUCGUUGGCAAAAUGCAGUGCACUUGAAGAAUUAAAUUUAGAAAACAAUAACAUUUCUACUUUACCUGAGAGUCUUUUAUCAAGUCUUGUGAAUCUGAAUAGUUUGACCUUAGCUAGAAAUUGCUUCCAGUUAUAUCCAGUAGGUGGGCCAUCUCAAUUUUCCACCAUCUAUUCUCUCAACAUGGAACACAAUCGAAUUAAUAAAAUCCCAUUUGGAAUUUUCUCCAGAGCAAAAGUAUUAAGUAAGCUGAAUAUGAAGGACAAUCAACUGACAUCACUUCCCCUGGAUUUUGGAACUUGGACGAGUAUGGUAGAGUUGAAUUUAGCCACUAAUCAGCUCACAAAGAUCCCUGAAGAUGUAUCUGGUCUUGUUUCUCUUGAGGUUUUAAUAUUAUCGAAUAAUCUUCUAAAGAAGCUUCCCCAUGGUCUUGGAAAUCUUAGGAAAUUAAGAGAAUUGGAUUUAGAGGAAAACAAAUUGGAAUCCUUACCAAAUGAAAUUGCUUAUCUUAAAGAUUUACAGAAACUAGUCCUAACAAACAACCAGUUAACCACUCUUCCCAGAGGUAUUGGUCACCUCACCAAUCUCACACAUCUAGGCCUUGGCGAGAACCUUCUUACUCAUCUUCCUGAGGAAAUUGGUACACUGGAGAACCUAGAAGAACUGUAUUUGAACGACAACCCCAACCUGCACAGCCUUCCCUUUGAACUGGCUCUUUGCAGCAAGCUUUCAAUCAUGAGUAUUGAGAACUGCCCACUUAGUCAUCUUCCACCUCAGAUUGUUGCUGGGGGUCCUUCUUUCAUCAUUCAGUUCCUAAAAAUGCAGGGUCCAUAUCGUACCAUGGUCUGAUACAAAUCUGCUGGUCCCACACACUGUUCAAAAAUAGACUGUCAUGAUGUUUCAUAUCUAUAUCUGUAUCUAUUUAUGUAGAUAUUGAUCUAUUUGGCAGAUUUGUGAAGACUGCAUUAUGUGUUUAUGCUAAUAGAGGAAUCAUAGCCAUUUAGAUUUUUUUAAUUCUGUACAAAAGGCUUAUAUAAGUUUUCUUUGCUGAAGUUGAUGUUUUUCUGUUGUGUAAUAUGAUAUACCACUUGCUUAAAACAUUUGCCAACAAAUUAUGAAGUCAUAAAAUUUAAGUGACAAGUAGUAUAGUUAGAUACUUUCCCUGGACAAAAGCAAUGGGCAAUUUUGUUGCAACUACACGUUUUCCCCUUGCCAAUUAUCAGAUCUUUAUAGUAUUAGAAGCCCAAAGGUAGAAUUUUUCUUUAUUUUGAAAUUGAGAUUUAAAUUUUGUAUAUUGUUUACAGUCAGAGUAAAUCACGGAAUUUUUUAAUUUGCUCUGCUUAAUCAGAUCUAGAGCUCAUAUCCUCUGCUAGUGAAUUUGCAUUGACUGGAUUAAAUAUUAAAAGAUAUUUGCUGUUGAAACAACUGACAGUAAAAAGAUAGCCAUAAAAAAGUCUAAAUUUUUCAAAUUAUGUUUCUCAAAUCAGUUGUGAGUCUUUGGGGGGAGGUUAUUAAGGCCUUUAUAAGUACAAGUAUCUUUUCUUAAAUUUGGGGAAAGAAAAACUUGUAAUGCAAAUGAGUUUUUUUCCUGAAAGUUGCAGAGCCACAAAAACAAUAAUUUGGAAAAAAAUUACACAUAAACAUCUACAUUCUUUAAAUGUAUAUACAAUGCUAUAUAGAUCUGUAUUUAUUAUAUCAUAAACUACAAUAGGUAACUUUAAGAAUUUCUCCCUAUCCUUGUAUAAUGAAAUGAAUGUUUUUCUUUGAACACUGCAAUAUAUAUAUGUUUCAAGGUUAUUUAACAGUGUACUAUGGUUUUAUAUCUUGACUUGCCUUGUACAUCUUUCAAUUCUGGAAUAUCUGCGUCUAAGCACAAUAUCUUCACACUGUGCUGUCUUGCUGCUGAACUAAAUGCACUUUUCCCCAUAUAUGGGGCACUGGCUUCAAACAAUUCAGUUCAGUACCAUUCAUUUUAAUAUCAUUUUUCCUUUCUUGGUCAUUGUUACAGAAAAGAGGCACAUUGCAUAGAAGCCAUUGAUACUUCAGUGGAAGUUCUGUAAGAUGUGCAUGUGCUAUUUGAAAUAUUUUUUUUUUUUUGCUUUACUACUUUUAAGGCUAGCAGUAUUGUAAAUUUGUGCCCCUUAUAUCCUUACCUUAGUAGUAUUGAUCUAAGUCAGUUUAAUUACUGAAGAGAUUCACAGCAAGUGCAUUCUAGGUAUCAUCCUAAAAACACCUCCCAUGUACACCUGUUAAAUAUAAUCACUUAGUUUAUAAUUGCUGCUUUUUUUCUUCUAUUUUCCCAUUUUUAUGGGCAUUGUGUUGUAUACCAUUUUUGAAUUAUGACUGUAAUUGGAGAAAUUUGGAAUGCUUUGCUUUUCCAAGCAUUCAAAUUCAGGACUAAGUUUGAGGUCAAGUCUGUAUUUGUAAUUGGCAACUUUUUAAAGGAGCAACUAAGAAAUAGAAGGCAGGUGAAGAUAUAAAACCCUAGAAUGCUUAAAUGUGCCGUAAAAUUAUUGUAGAUGUCACUGGAUUUUACCAAGUAAUAUCCUUUCUUCUUUUUUUCCCCCAUCUACUGUGGCUCUUCAGUUAAAAUUUGUUUAUAAAAAGAAUUUGUUUAUUAUAGCUCUACUUA
Messenger RNA from Suncus etruscus (white-toothed pygmy shrew), 3885 nucleotides. It is a transcript of the gene SHOC2, whose product is annotated as SHOC2 leucine rich repeat scaffold protein. The record is from RefSeq and is a predicted model, not a curated record. Bases 354 to 2102 code for a protein of 582 amino acids. Lineage: Eukaryota; Metazoa; Chordata; Mammalia; Eulipotyphla; Soricidae. Gene Ontology annotation, molecular function: protein binding. The transcript has 10 exons.